This is a messenger RNA of Sebastes umbrosus (honeycomb rockfish), 2109 nucleotides long. RefSeq names its product angio-associated, migratory cell protein (gene aamp). Gene Ontology annotation, molecular function: protein binding. The record is from RefSeq and is a predicted model, not a curated record. Gene Ontology annotation, cellular component: cytosol. NCBI's taxonomy places the organism in Eukaryota, Metazoa, Chordata, Actinopteri, Perciformes, Sebastidae. The transcript has 11 exons. The coding region runs from base 230 to 1477 and encodes 415 amino acids.
AUCACUCUGCGUCUGUCUCUCCAGUCACAUGUGAGGAAAACAUGGGGAUGCAGUUAGUUAGUGACAUUUAACUCCUGUUUUAUAUAAAUUUACACAACACUGAAAGCGUGUAGCUUUUAACCGACUCUGUAUAAGUAGUAAACUAGAAGUGAGGCAGCCUAAAGUCAGGUUAGAUCGCUUUAUAUUACUACUUUUGGGUUGUUUUUCUAUCUUCUAGCCUGCUAACAGGAUGGACAACACGCAGCAACACUCCAUAGUCCUCCAUGGAGAUGAGGAGAUCAUUGAAGUCAUCGACCUAAACGAGAUGGAGCCUGAUCCAGAUGACUUGGCCGAUGACUUGGAGGACGUCGACUUCGAAGACGCCGGAAUCGCAGACGACGACGAAGGAUGGGAGACCGAUGACGAGAUGGAGGCUGAGCGGGACGACAGCGAGCUCACCUUCUCCAAACACACAGGCUCGGUGUUUUGCGUGAGCUUGGAUCCUGCGACAAACACCAUGGCUGUAACGGGAGGAGAGGAUGAUAAGGCGUACGUUUGGAGGGUGAGCGACGGAGAAGUCCUGCUGGAGUGCACAGGUCACAAAGACUCCGUGACGUGCGCCCUGUUCAGCCAUGACUCCUCCAUGGUGGCUACGGGUGACAUGAGCGGCGUGAUUAAAGUGUGGAAAGUAGAAACCAAAGAGGAGAUCUGGUCCUUCGAGGUGGGAGAUCUGGAGUGGAUGGAGUGGCAUCCCUGCGCUCCGGUGCUGCUGGCGGGAACAGACGACGGCAACGUGUGGAUGUGGAAGAUCCCUUCAGGAGACUGUAAAACCUUCCAGUGUUCUGCAAGCCAGGCCACCAGCGGCAAAAUCCUCCCCGAUGGUAAACGGGCCGUGGUGGGUUAUGAGGAUGGGACGGUCCGCGUGUGGGAUUUGAAGCAGGGAAACGCCAUCCACGUCAUUAAAGGUCAGGAGGGACACAAGGGGGCGCUGACCUGCCUGGCCUGCAACAAGGACAGCUCUCUGGUGCUGACGGGUUCAGAGGACGGCUGGGCCAAACUCAUCAACACCACCACCGGAAAGGUGGUCGGAGCGUUCAUUGUGGAGGGAGGUAAAGCCAAAGGGUCUAAAGACGAGGAAGAAACCAACUCUGUGGAAUCUGUGGGAUUCUGCAACAUCCUGCCUCUCGUGGCCGUGGCGUACCUGGACGGGACUCUGGCCAUAUACGACCUCAAAACACAGGUCCUGAGGCACAGGUGCCAACAUGAGGCGGGCAUCGUUCACCUGCAGUGGGAAGAGUCUUCUUCGGUGGUGUCCACUUGCUGCUUAGACGGAGCGCUGCGCUUAUGGGACGCUCGUUCUGGCGGCUUGGUGUCGGAGUACGGCGGCCACACCGCGGAGAUCCUCAACUUCGCCAUCAACAGGGAAGCGUCUCUCGCAGUAACCGCUUCAGGAGACAACCAGGCGAAAGUCUUCUGCCUCCAAAGACCCGACCGGUAAAGAGAGCAGGAAGAGGAAAUAUUUCAGGAGAAAUAGCAGAUCCGUUUCCCGAUCAGACUUUUUUGUUCUCUAAUGCUUGAGAACACGUUUUCCUUCUCCUCAGGAUUUUAAAAUGUGUGGUCUCAUCAUCUUAUCAGACGUGCUUUAGUAGGAUCGUAGCAUCUUAAAGAUAAUCUUUUCAUACGUAAUUGGCAGAUGUUUAAGAUAAUUCAAGCACACCGUGUGUACAAAAAAAAAAGAGUUUUUGAUCUUGUCUGCACAGAAAAAUCUUUCAAAUGUAAUUGUUUAAAACAAGAUGUUCCUUAUUACUUUCUCAAGUAUGCUCUUGUUCAAGAGUCUGAGACACUAAACAGAGAAAACGAGUCAAAGAGUGAUACAUUAAAGCGUCCUCUGCCUCUGACAUCCCUUUUAAUGUCCUUGUAAAUGUUUUUAGAGCUAAAACAACAAGACAGAAAAGAGGAAUUUUCUUUGGUAUCGUUAUAAGUUGUUCCAUAAUUUGGAGUUUGUUAAGGACUGAAUAAGGCUGAGGUUGUGUGUGUGGUCUUCCAGCUCUCAUUUGUUCAGUAAGGAAUUAUCUCGCCAAGUUUUUUGGAUGUAAAUACAAAAUAAUAAAGAAUAUACUUUCUUCUCCA